CUAAAAAGUUAAUAAGAUCAAAACAAGAAAAUCAACGAACUAUUUCUGAAUUUGUGUACAUUUUCGACAAAAUGAUUUCCAUAUAAGAACACAUUGAGACACUUACCUUAUAAAUUAAUUGAUUGCCUGUAUGCAUGAGAAAUAAGAAUGGCUUGUGCUGCGACGCCCAGUGAUGGAACUCAAAGCCCUUCUUCUAAAGAUUCCAAUCAUACAACAGUUAAACUGUAUAUAACCUCAUAUACAGAUGAAUUCUACGCUGAACGAGAUGUUAUUAAAAGAGAGAUUUUACCUGAAAUAAGAUCAUGGUGUGAGAAAAAGAAACUCAGUUUAGUUGAACAAAAUGUUAAAUGGGGAGGACGUCAUCCGGACUCUCGUGAAGUUGCAGAGAUGGAGAAAGUGCAGACUGGUAUUGAGAACUGUUACUAUAACAACAUCAUGCCAUUGUUUAUAAAUCUUACAAGUGAAUCUAUUGGCUGGGUUCCGAUGUGGGGAGAAUAUUCAGAUGAAGUAAUUGAAGAUUAUAUUGAAGCAUAUGGUCUACUAGUAGAAGAUCUGGAAGUAUUAUAUGGAGCUUAUAGAGAUGAUAAUCACAAUUCACUGUUUUUGAUCCGAGAUGAUUCAUUUCUAGACUCUGUACCAGAUGAGGAAAGGAGUUGUUUUGUUCGUAAGACUUCAAUAUCACAGAAAGUCUGUGGACCAAAAAACAAAAUAGCACAUAAAUUCCCUAGUCACAGAAUUAUAAAUUACCGGGCCGAAUAUCGUGGUGUUGAUCACAAAAGGCGUCCAUUGUUAAAAUUAUCAGAAGACUUAAAACAACAGAUAAUAAAUUUUGUAAUUGCAAGAAUAGGUUAUGAUUUUUGUGGUGAAGAUUUACCAAUAAACUAUCAUCCUGACAGUCACAUGUUAUCAGCACAUCGUGACUUUCUGUACGAGAGGUGUCAGAUAGUUCAUGGAAGAAGUGAUGUUUUACAAAAGAUUGAAGAUUAUAUUCUAAAAGAUGAGAAAGACGUACCUUUAUUACUAUUAGGCACACCAGGUAGUGGCAAGUCAUCAAUCAUGUGUAAAGCUGUGGAUGUUGUUAUUAAAAAACUCAUGGAGAAUCACCAAACUAGGGGUGAAGGGAAACCGUGGCAUGUGUUUUACCACUUUGUUGGUGCAGUACCAGGUUCCACCGUUUUGGAACCAAUGUUGAAAAGACUUCUCAGGGAAAUGGAAGUUGUUAAGGAUUCCAAUAUGCCGAAAGAUUUAGAUGGAACGGCUCAGAUGUGUUGUAGUAUGUUAUCUAAUCCUAAUACUAAACCUAUUAUUAUAUUUAUCGAUGCUCUUAAUCAGAUUACGGAAGAAAAGGAAGCCAGAGUUGUCUCUUGGUUACCAAGGAAACUAGCGCCAGAAGUGAGAAUAAUAAUAUCAUCUGUCAAUAACACAUUUCAUCAUAAGUCAUUGAUGAGUCGAGAAACAAAACCUGUGGAAUUAAAUGUCAAACCACUUGAUCACCUAUCUAGAAAGGAAAUAAUUAAAGAUAUAUUAAAGAGAUAUAAUAAGAGUUUGACAGAAAGGCAACUUAAUAGAUUAUUACGUAAAGAGUCAUCAGAAAAUCCGUUAUGGUUGACAGUUGCAUGUGAAGAGAUUCGUCUCGUAGAGAAAAAGGAUACUGUAGAUGAUAAGAUUGAAAGUUUACCUGAUGGUUUAUUGAAUAUUUUAGAAGAAUUAUUAACCAGAUUAGAGCAUUGUGAAGGUGGUCAACUAUUGGUAGCAACAUUGUGUUUACUUGAAGCUUCAGUUUCGGGAUUGCUGGAAUCAGAACUACGGAAUAUUCUUGGUGAUAAAGAAUCAUUAACACCUCCGUCACCUUAUGAUGAAAAAGAUGAAAAAGAAUGUUCAGAAAAGGAGAAAGCUAAAGUAAUUGGACCGCUUCCAGAUAAAAAGUGGAAUUUUGUGUUCACCACUUUACGACCUUUUCUACGGCCAUAUGGAGACAGCAAGGAAGGUCGACUUGAUUUUUAUCACAGAGCACUUAGUAAAGCAGUCCGUAAAAAAUAUUUUUGUAAGAAAGAUGGAAGCGAGGAAGUGGAUGUUGAUGAAGUUGAUACAGAUAUACCAGAUGCUGAACAAUGGUGGCAUUUAAAACUUGCUGAUUAUUUCGAAAAAUCUAACAAUGUUGAUAGAAUCGUAGAGGAAUAUCCAUUCCAUCUAACAGCUUUAAAAGAUAGAUAUAGACUAGCACUGUGUUUAUGUGAUUGGAGAGUAUUUGAUAAACUUUAUAAUGAAGAAUUUAGUUCUCUUCUUCUAGCUCACUGGAGAACAGUUGGCUCAACUAGUGAGAUGUUGAGUCAAUAUGAAGCUGAAUUACGAAGAUUUGAACGAGAUGAUAAUGUUAAUGAAGAAGCUGUUUCUAUCAGAUAUGAAAAAGUUUGUAGGGUUGUGAUACAAUCAGGAAAGCAUCAUGAAGCCUUAGAACUUUUAAAGACUGCCAUGAAAAUAGAGGAACGUGAGCUUGGUGCUAGACCUCAUAGAAUGGUAGAACUUUAUGCACUAAUGGCAGAAAUAUAUGAUGAGAAAUUAAAGUUAAAUGAUUUUGUUUCUCCGUGUCAAUUACCUGACUUAAGGAAAACUAUUUAUUAUGGUAGAAAAUCAAUAGCCAUUAGAAGAACAUUACCUGGGGCAUAUCAUAAGUUUAAACUGGCUAUGAGUUUAAUGAAACUAGCAUUUAAUAUGGAGAGUUGGGAGGCAUGUGGGGGAGCUCCUGAACUGAGUGAUACAGAAGCUUUAAUAGAAGGAAACAAAUACAUUGAUAAAGCUUUAAAAAUAUUUCAAGAGCUUAAUGACAUGGGUCAUUACUCGGAAGCUCUAAUGACAAAGGGUGUUUUAGCAUCUAGAGGUAGUAUGGAACAAUUAAAGUUGUAUAAUGAAGCAAUGGAUUUGUGUAUGCAAAUGUAUGGUGAAUAUCAUAUCCUUACAUCAAGAUUAUACAUUAAUAUCGGUAUAGUAUAUGAGGACAAUAAUAACUACAAUAAAGCGUAUGAAUAUUUCAAGAAAUGGGCGCGAGUGAGUGAAGAAAUUCUUGGGCCUGAUCACCCCAAAACUCAACGCGCGAAGGGAGUGUUACGUGAAACACGAUACAAAAGAAUCGCCCAACAGAUGGGAGAAUGGGAAGAGGAGGAAUCAUCAUCUGACUCUGAUGAAAGCGGGGAGGAAGUAGAAAAUCCUGAUAUUGAACAUAAUUAUGACGAUAGCGUAAGUCAUGUUGAUAUGGUAAAUAACAUAUCAAUAGACCAAUCAGUGAAUUCGGCUAGUGUCUUUCUUGAUUCUAACCAAUCAGCUAGCGAGGGAGAUGUUCAAGGUCUGUCGGGUGAUAAUGCCAACGAGGGUUAUCACAAUGGUUUCUAUGAAGAGGAGGAUGUUGAAUCCGUUGAUGAAGAGCAUACCGAUAGUGAAAAUUUCUAUGAUGAUAACUUUGAGGCAUACAAUGAGCAUUACACUUUGCAUACUGCUGUGGGCUCUAUCAUAGAAGAGUUUAAUUUGCAUCUCGAUGAUGAUGAUGACGAUGAUUAUGAAAUUUUAGAACUGGCCUCCACAGAAACCGACGAAACUGAUAUUCAAGUUACCAGAAAUCUGGAUAGUUCCAGUGAUAAUAGAUUUGAUGAAAAUAGUUUAAGUGGAUCUGUUGAACAAGUGGAUAGUUCUGUAUCCGAGAAUCGCUAUAUUAACAGUAGUGUUUUACAACCUGGGGUUAGUGAAGGUCGACGUUUCAGUGAAAUGCUCGGCCUGUUAGAAAUUGAAGUUUCUGAUAAUCGUUUUAGUGAAGGUUCAGACAAUAAUUCUAACAAUACUCUUUUGCCAAAUCUUGAAACAGAACCUUCGCAGAAUAGCUCAGUAUCUAGAGAACCGUGUAAUGAUGCUAAUAUAGAAGUAGUGGAACCUGUCAGUGUGAUCAAUGAUAACCGUUAUAGUAACUAUCACGAUUCACAGAAUCACAAUCAACAUGACAGUUUACCAGAUUAAAUUACAAAAAUUAACAUUUUCUGACCUUACUCAUUAUUAUUCUCUUAGAAAUUAACUUAAAUGGAUAAAAAUGUUCAUAAUUUUUGUUUUUGACAGGUAAUAGCAAAAAUCAUUAUUUGUUUUUGUAGUCAAGAAAUUGAAGAUUAGAUAAACUAGUCUACAGUCAAGAAUGCUGGGUAAUCAUGGCUGUACAUGUACUUGACAAUCAAGCAUCUAUCUUUAGCUCUAUUUUGUGUAGAUAGAUUUUAAGACCUUUUGAUAGGUUUUAGAAUAUUGUCUUCAGGUUUGUUAUACUUCUGAGUGUUGCUCUACCUUUUUGCUUCUUAGUUUUGUUUUUUUUACAAUUUGACCCUAUAUUGCUGAAACCAAAUUCAAACAUUUCAUCGAUCUUUCAUAUGAGCCUAGUUUUAUUAGUAUAGAUCUUUCCUAUACUAGUUUUGUUACUUAAAGAUGGGUUCCCAGAAAAGUAUUUAUCUUAUUUAAAUAAAAGCAUGGUAAUUUUGGUAUAUAUUGAAAGUAGAGAUAUCCAAUCUUACUAGAAAAAUACUGGAUUCCCCGAAAAACACUCAUGGAGCGUAUACAGGACAAAAAGGUAAGCGUUCCCUUAAUCAACAGCCCGACGAUUAGGAAUUAGUAUAUUAGUAUAGACCUUUCCUAUACUAGUUUUGUUACUUAAAGAUGGGUUCCCAGAAAAGUAUUUAUCGGGUGGUUAUUUAAAUAAAAGUAUGGUAAUUUUGGUAUAUAUGGAAGGUAGUAGAGAUAUCCAAUCUUACUAGAAAAAUACUGUAUUCCCCGAAAAACACUCAUGGAGCGUAUACAGGACAAAAAUGUAAAGGUUCCCCUAAUCAACAGCCCGACGAUUAGGAAUUUCUGCACGCGCGAUGUCAAAGGUCACACACGAACAUUGAGCGCUUGAUGUACAAGUUGAACUUUAUGAAGAGUUAGAUGUACAACACUUUCUGAGAUAAAAAUGAUGGCAUAAGACAUGGGUAGUAGAUAAUCCAAUAAAAAAAUUAGGAUUCGAUAUUUGUAAUAAAUAGUAAGCGAUUAAAGACCACAUCGUCUUAUGUAUGCAAUGAAUUCUCCUCUGACUUCCAAGAGAGGUAAGCCACGUGACGUAAACAUGACCUGGUUUGAUCAAAUUUUUAUAGCAGGACAUUCCGUCGUCGCAAUUACAAUGUUUGAGAAGGAUUUGAAGCAAAGUUAUUACAAAUUAAUUAGUUUGAAUGUUUUUAGUCCAUAUAUACCAUUAAGUCACCCAGUUUAUACCCGGGAACCCAUCUUUAAUAAAGAUGUUUCAUAGACUUGUUUUAUUACUACUAGUAUAGAUCUUUCAUAUAUACUAGUUUUAUUAGUAUAGGUCUUGCAUCAUGUGCUAGUUUUAUUAGUAUAGAUCUUUCAUACAUACUAGUUUUAUUAGUAUAGAUCUUUCAUAUACUUGUUUUAUAAGUAUAGGUCUUGCAUAUAUACUAGUUUUAUUAGUAUAGAUCUUUCAUAUACUUGUUUUAUAAGUAUAGGUCUUGCAUAUAUACUAGUUUUAUUAGUAUAGAUCUUUCAUAUACUUGUUUUAUAAGUAUAGGUCUUGCAUAUACUAGUUUUAUUUGUAUAGGUCUUUCAUAUACUAGUUUUAUUAGUAUAGGUCUUGCAUUUACUAGAUUUAUUAGUAUAGGUCUUUCAUAUACUAGUUUUAUUAGUAUAGGUCAUUCAUAUACUAGUUUUAUUAGUAUAGGUCUUGCACAUACUAGUUUUAUUAGUAUAGGUUUUUCUUGUCAUUACUGUUACAUGUAUGUGACCUUUUGCAUCCCCCCCCAAAUCCAGCUCACCCCAGCCCACUCCACCAGGUGUAAUUAUUUGCAUAUCAUUUUUCAUAGCAAAUUAAGUAGUUUGGUAUAUUGAAAAGGAAGUAAUAAAUGCUAAUAUUAUUUAAUUGAAUGGUAAUUAACAUAUAUGUAAACAGUUUGUUUGCAGAACAGUUUUGAAAGGAAUAAAAAUCCAAAUUAGUUAUAUAUGUUUUCUUUAAUAAUAAAUAAUUUAUGCUUUUUCAGGCAAUUAAUAUUUCACCGAAGUAAAUUAGAUGAAGCAAAUACAUUUGUAAAAGUAUCUCAAAAUUUAAUAAUUGAAACAAUUUCUGUUUACUAAAUUAUCCAAAGGCCCUUUAGAACACUUUGAUUAACCAAAGCACUUUAGAUUUACUUUUCAACAAAAACAAUGGUUGGUUUGUUUAAACUAUUUCAAAACGAAGCUUUUUUUUUUCACCAAAAUGCUCUGCUAAAUAACAUCUUGAUAUAAAAUACUACAGCUAUUUUACUGUAGUAUCUUUCAGCCUAAUCGAGCCAUUUGGUGGAUUAGACUAAUGUUAUGAUCUGAGAUUGGUUUGAUUUUCGAAUAUUAAAAUAUUUUAUUUAGGAGAUGUCAUACAUAUAUAAUUGCAGUUACCCUCUUUGAUGGGUGAAUUGAAAAGACAUGACAUUUCAUGAGACUUUGCAUUUGUUCUCUUCAAAUACAUAUGGUUAAGAAAGAUAGUGUUUUAAUGUAAUAAAAAUUCAUUAGCUUGAUAAUAUAAGCAUACCAGAUAUUGGUUAUCUCUGCUAAAUUUGCAGGUACUGACUAGGAGAGUCCUUAUACUUGUUGUUUACAGUUGGAAUUUAGGUACCUAAAAGCAACAUUCAUUUCAUUUUUGAACAGGAAUGAAAUUGUACCAGGGUUUUAAUUUAAAUGACUUCUUUGGCUAGUUUUUAUUUACCUUUAGGCUACAAUAUUUACAUUUCUGUUUUAUUUGUAUUAUGCUGAAUUCACUCUAGAAUUUUAAGAAUGAAUGAACUUGAUUGGCCUUGUUAAAUAUACUCUUGUCCUACUGUUUUGUGAAUUUUAUAUAAGUUUUAUUACAUAUCCCACAAAUGUCAAAAGAGUUGAAGCAGCAUGCAUACUAUGAUUGUUUCUCAAAAAAUACUAAUUUAUUUUACAGUACCUCCCCAGAGGUAAUGGUGUAAUGAUUCUCACUUCAAUUACAAUUUUUGGGAAAUAAACUAAUUCAAACUGUGACAGUCUAAAUUUAUGAACCUUUUAUUUUAGUAUGUAUGUAUUAAUACGACCCGAUUGUUAAUAUAUCUAUGUUUUUCAUCUGUGAUAUUAUGUACAUAAAUAAAUUAAUAUUUAGAGAUAUUUAUAAUGUAUGUGUCUAUCCAGAGUUAUAUAAAACACU
Patella vulgata (common limpet) is the source of this 7204-nucleotide messenger RNA. RefSeq names its product TPR repeat-containing protein DDB_G0287407. The transcript has 23 exons. NCBI's taxonomy places the organism in Eukaryota, Metazoa, Mollusca, Gastropoda, Patellidae. The coding region runs from base 148 to 4002 and encodes 1284 amino acids. The record is from RefSeq and is a predicted model, not a curated record. Gene Ontology annotation, molecular function: protein binding. Gene Ontology annotation, cellular component: Cul4-RING E3 ubiquitin ligase complex.